AUGAAUUAUUUAUUGUCAGAAUCAUUUAUAUUAACUGGUUUUAUAUUCAAACAAAUAUUUGAGCUUACUAAUCCUUUAAGUACAUUUUUACAAGGCGUACAAAUUGAUUUACUGGCUGCUACUGAAUAUAUACAAUGGGUAUUUGAAAAAAUUCAAGCCUUCAGAGAUGACAAUCAGUUUGAAAUGUUAAUCAAAAAUAAAAAUCAGUUUGUAUCAUCUAAAAGUGACGAAUUAUCUUUUACACCAUUAGUAACAAAUAGAAAAAGAGCAAAAAAGAAAAUGCCAGGUGAAAUUAUGUCUGAUGAACCUAUCAGCUGUCCACUUACAAAUUUUAAAGUUAACACAUACUUUACAAUCAUUGAUAUUGUGUGUACUCAAAUUAGAGAAAGAUUUAAUGACCAGUCAACGCCACUAUAUAAAGAUUUAUCACUUUUUCAAGUAAAGAGAAUAAUAGAAGUUAAGGAAAAAAAUUUACCAUCUGAUGCGUUUGAAGGGUUUGAAAAAAUGUAUGGACAAUUUGUAAAGGCUGAGGAUUUGAGACGUGAAUACAAACAGUUUGUAAAUUCAUAUUUAAUGUUUGAAAAAUUAAUAAAAUUACCAGGGAAGAUACAUAAACCCAUACCAUUUGAUCAUGAUAGCAAUGAUGACACCGAAGAAGAGGAUAUAGAAAAUCAAAUUAUGUCUACAACUUGUGGAACAAUAUAUACAGUAUACAAGGUGUGUCAACAAAAUGGACUGAAAGAAGUGUUUCCAGCUAUUUAUACAGCGUUAAGCAUUGGAUUAACUUUACCUGUAUCAAAUUUAUCUCCAGAACGAGCCUUCUCAAAAUUAAAACUUAUUAAAAGUAAAUUAAGAAGUACGAUGGCAGAAGAACGAUUGGAUUCUCUGAUGUUAAUAUCAUGUGAAAAUGAUAUUGACGUUGACUCUGACUCAGUUAUUAAUAUUUUUACAUCAUAUAGUACAGUGCUAAAAAAAAUAUUAUGUUAA
Messenger RNA from Macrosiphum euphorbiae (potato aphid), 987 nucleotides. The record is from the annotation of a GenBank genome assembly. Lineage: Eukaryota; Metazoa; Arthropoda; Insecta; Hemiptera; Aphididae.